Closterium sp. Naga37s-1 is the source of this 921-nucleotide messenger RNA. The record is from the annotation of a GenBank genome assembly. Lineage: Eukaryota; Viridiplantae; Streptophyta; Zygnematophyceae; Desmidiales; Closteriaceae.
AUGUCACCUGAACAAGGAUCCUGUGAUGCAACGCUCAAACCAGACGAGCUCAGCUCUAGUAGCGGACGAAAAAUAGUGAUCGCAGGACCUGUCCUCGAUCCCGUGGCCUCGCUCUCUCCCAUCCCUUUCCGCCGCCCUCACUCUCUCCCCUGCCUUUCCGUCGCCCUCGUUCUCUCCCCUCCCUUUCCGCCGCCCUCACUCUCUCCCCUGCCUUUCCGUCGCCCUCGUUCUCUCCCCUCCCUUUCCGCCACCCUCGCUCUCUCUCAUCCCUUUCCGUCGCCCUCGCUCUCUCUCAUCCCUUUCUGUCGCCCUCGCUCUCUCCCCUCCCUUUCCGUCGCCCUCGCUCUCUCCCCUCCCUUUCCGUCGCCCUCGUUCUCUCCCCUCCCUUUCCGUCGCCCUCGCUCUCUCCCCUCCCUUUCCGCCGCCCUCGCUCUCUCCCCUCCCUUUCCGUCGCCCUUGCUCUCUCCCCUCCCUUUCCGUCGCCCUCGCUCUCUCCCCUCCCUUUCCGCCGCCCUCGCUCUCUCUCAUCCCUUUCCGUCGCCCUCGUUCUCUCCCCUCCCUUUCCGCCGCCCUCGCUCUCUCCCCUCCCUUUCCGUCGCCCUCGUUCUCUCCCCUCCCUUUCCGCCGCCCUCGCUCUCUCCCCUCCCUUUCCGUCGCCCUCGUUCUCUCCCCUCCCUUUCCGUUGACCCUUGCUCUCUCCCCUCCCUUUCCGUCGCCCUCGCUUACUCCCCUCCCUUUCCGCCGCCCUCGCUCUCUCUCAUCCCUUUCCGUCGCCCUCGCUCUCUCCCCUCCUUUCCGUCGCCCUCAUUCUCUCCCCUCCCUUUCGUACUUGCUAUCUCCCCUAGCAUUCCGCGGAUUUUUCUCACGCAUCUCUCCUCUCGCGUCCUCGUUUCUAUUGCUCUAUUUGUCUAUUCUCUGUGA